CUGAGUGCUGAAUCCGAGCUGUUUUGGAAGCCGGUAGCCUGGCGAUUUGCGCUGUAGGAGGGCUCGACUAUGGUGCGCAACAGCGGUCUAUAUGGGUACAGGCCAAAGUACCUCCAGUUCCUCUGGAGGUGGGAGCGAAUGGCGGGAGAAGGCCCGAUGGUGACCGCCGUCCUGGACUACAACCGCUGCAAUCAGGAGGUCAGGCUAAAAAUAAAUGUGGAAGGAGGGAAAGAGGAAGUAAUGAGAGCGGAUCAGGGAUUGCAAGCGGCCAUCACGGAGGCAAAGGACCGUGCCGAGAGAAGGUGCAGGCGGGAUGGAGUCACCGACGAAAUCAAGGUGACCGUCUUGUACCUGGAGACAGAGACCUCUACGGAUACCACGAAGAGGGAGCAACAACACUUGGACCACGAUACGGAGGCCGAGAGUGACGCAAGCGACUUGGAGGCCACGACCCAGUCCUGGCGCGGUCUGGACCAGUGGCGACGGGACCACCCUCCGGCUGGAUCAGUGGAGGACGACCCGGAGGCUAGUUCACAAAGACAGAGGAACCGGGACCGAUAGGCGAAGAAGUCAGGGGUCAACACGUAGGAGAGGGACAUCACAGAGAAACAAGAGACGCGAGCGGCUACGAGAGGGAGGGACACGAUGUUUCUCUCCAAGUCUCCGCUGAAGUAAGCUCAAGAUUUCUUGCUGGAAGUGCCUGGAGUUUGUUACUAUCACCUUGCAUCAAAGAUUUUUCAGGGCUCGCCCUUCCCUGUGUGGUUGCUGCAUUUUCUGCCUUCUUGGCUUUUCCUUCUGACCUUAUGUUCAUGGAGUCCAUGCAUUCUUGCUCCUCCCCACCCGCCCUUUGCCCAGUCUUCCACCAAUAGCUCAAAUUGUUGUCCCCCCAGAAUGCUUCUCCGGAUGCUCCUACGUGGUUUUGCUCUUCGAGUAUGUGUGACCUUGCCUAUAGUUGUGUUAUAUGUUGGAGAAUGAUCUUCAAUUGCUAAAGAGGUUUACAUGACCUCUUUAUUGCUUAUGAUGAUGGUGAUCAUGGUGCUCCAGGUCGUACCCUUGGAUUCACUGCUCGCCUUCUCAUCACAUUGUCUUUCUAUUUGCUUCUCUGCAAUCAUGCCUUUCCUCUCGACCUUUGCUUAUUGCUAAUAGUAGCUUGCGUCCGCCCCUUAUGUUCCACCUAACAUGCCUUCUUAGUCUCCCGAUUGAUCACAUGUGCAUUCCAUCUCCAGAAUGUGAUGGUGUCACGUAGCACUACUUUUUGUGUCGAGGAAGUGGUUGUUGAUUGGUUAAACGGUCGAUAAGAACUGUGUGGUUAUUCUGUAUGGUGCUGAUCGUGAUUUGAUGGCCUUGCUUAGCGCUACUUUACCCUGUAAUGAUUAGUGUUCGAUUGGUUUAAGCUUAAAAGGUCUUCGUAAAGUGUCCAUUUGUUUUGUUGACGGUAGGUGGUGGCCCGACCAUAAUCGCUCCAAAACCUGCGUGCACUGUUCGUAGUGGUGCUGUUGUGAUGCAAUUUUUGAACUGCUCACUGAGGAAUCCUAUGCAGAACUCCGGCAGUUGCUCAAGUUUUCCGUCCUUAACUUGUCACCCUUCUCUAUUCUUUUUUACUUUGUUAGCAACUUAGCAUAUUAGUUCUUUCUGCGUGCUCCUAACCCUGGCAUUAUUUGUCUUGCGCAUGGGUGUUUGCUAUUGAUGCUCUUCUCUCGUCCUAUCCUCCGAUUCCUAAGGCUGGAUUAAAUGAUCUUUUCUCUCAUACGCUUUGACUUGCCUCCCCUUCGC
Chara braunii is the source of this 1773-nucleotide messenger RNA. The record is from the annotation of a GenBank genome assembly. NCBI's taxonomy places the organism in Eukaryota, Viridiplantae, Streptophyta, Charophyceae, Charales, Characeae.